Molecule: messenger RNA, 1003 nt
Organism: Daphnia pulex (common water flea)
Lineage: Eukaryota; Metazoa; Arthropoda; Branchiopoda; Diplostraca; Daphniidae
Gene: RpII33
Product: DNA-directed RNA polymerase II subunit RPB3-like
Exons: 5
Coding region: 108-932 (274 amino acids)
Biological process (GO): DNA-templated transcription
Cellular component (GO): RNA polymerase II, core complex
Molecular function (GO): protein dimerization activity; DNA-directed RNA polymerase activity
Source: RefSeq, a predicted model, not a curated record
GGGCUAGCUUGUUGCAGACUUGCAGAAGGAAGCGAGAGUCGAAACGAGAAGCCGGCAAGUAAUUAUUCUUAACGUUUGUUGUUUUGAAUAAUACAACUUACUUAAGAAUGCCCUACGCCAAUCAACCAAAUCUCAAAUUGACCGAACUAACAGAGGAAAAUGUUAAAUUUCAGAUUUCAGACACAGACCUUAGUGUAGCAAACUCUCUGAGGCGAGUCUUCAUUGCUGAAACCCCUACAUUAGCCAUUGAUUGGGUCCAGUUUGAAGCAAAUUCCACUGUCUUGUUUGAUGAAUUUUUGGCACAUCGUGUGGGUCUUAUUCCACUGACUAGUGAUGACUCUGUUGAAAAGAUGCAGUAUUCCAGAGACUGCACUUGUCCAGAUUUCUGUGUUGAUUGCUCAGUGGAGUUCACUUUGGAUGUUAAAUGUUCUGAGGAUGUUACACGCAAUGUCACCACUGCUGAUCUAAAGAGUACUGAUCCAAGAGUGGUUCCAGCUACCUCCAAACGGGAUGAAGAGCCACCAGAUGACAAUGAUAAUGAAAUUUUAAUUGUCAAGCUUCGUAAAGGACAAGAACUCAAAAUGCGGGCAUAUGCCAAGAAAGGUUUUGGUAAAGAACAUGCAAAAUGGAAUCCAACAGCUGGAGUGGCCUUUGAGUACGACCCUGAUAAUUCAUUGAGGCAUACUUUGUUCCCGAAACCUGAAGAAUGGCCAAGGAGUGAAUAUUCGGAGCUGGGCGAAUCAGAUCAACAUGAAGCCCCAUACGAUCCUGAUGGCAAACCUAACAAAUUUUUUGUUAACGUGGAAUCUUGUGGAUCUUUACGACCAGAAAAUAUUGUCUUAAUGGGAAUCGCUAUUCUCAAGAAGAAACUUUCUGAUUUGCAGACCCAAUUGAGCCACGAAGUGCAAAACGAUGCCCUCGCCAUCAACUGAUUUUCCAUUUUGUUCGAAAUAAUUGUAAUGGUUUUGUAUUAAUGCAAUUAAUACACGAAGAAUUAAGUAAA